CACAGUUCCACAACCACACCAACAGAAGGCCUUAAUCAGCUAACCUUCUUCCUUUCUUCUUUCCCUUUUCCUCUUUUCUUGCGUCUCAAGCUUUCCCGGAGCGGUGGACGUGGAGGGCGGUGCCAUUGGCAGCGGCAUUGGUGCGUGUUUGUGCUAGUGCUGCGCUAGUGGCGUCACGCAAAAUGGCUUCCCAUUACUCCUCGGACGACGCCGUUCCACCCAUCAAUGCAACCGCCGUGGCUGUCGACAAGGACAAUAAGAACAGCAACUAUGCCGUCCGGUGGGCUAUUGAUCAUCUUGUAACCGCCGGCACCAAGCCGUACAUCAUCCUCAUCCAUGUCAAGCACAAAAACAAUCGUAGUUACGCAGAGAGUGAUGCUGAUUCGGGUGAUAAUAAUGGACGUGGUGUUUUUGUUCCUUACCGUGCAUAUUGCGCUCGUAAAGGGGCACGAGUGAAAGAGGUUAUCCUUGAUGACAGUGAUGUUGCAAAAGCACUUUUGGAAUAUGUCAAUUGCAACUACCUCAAUAUUAUUGUAGUUGGUGCAUCAACAAGGAAUGCUCUUACAAGGAAGUUUAAAAGUGGGAAUGAUGUGCCCAGCAGCAUUGUAAAAUUAGCGCCGGAAUUCUGUUCUGUAUACGUAAUUCAGAAAGGGAAGAUGUUGUCAACAAGAACUGCAAAGAGGCCAGUGGUUAAUACUGCAGUUCCACCAAAACAGCCAUCCUCCCAGGGACUUCCAUAUCAUAUCCCAGCAGAUAAUAAUGAAUUUGAAAACGGAGUUAGAGGACAGCCUGCAUUAAGGGGAGGGUGGAAGGUUCCAGGACCGGACAAAAUGCCUGCAGCGCGCGAGAGGACAAGGAGUGCUCCGAACAAUCUCUUGUUGGAUAUUAAUGUCGGCAUGGCUAACCAUACUGCAGCACGGUCUUCGCUUAGCAACCGCACUUCGAAUGCUGAUGAAAGUGACUUUUCAAUGCCAUUGUUUGGAUCAGUGGAUAUGACAAACCAAUGUUUCGACUUCUCUAGUGCAUUAAAUUCUCCCAAGGACUCAUCCAGACAUUCUGCACGGGAUAUGGAGGCUGAAAUGCGAAGAUUAAAGCUCGAAUUGAAGCAAACGAUGGACAUGUACAGCUCGGCCUGCAAAGAAGCAAUCUCGGCAAAAAAUAAGGCUAACGAGCUUAGUCAGUGGAUGCAGGAGGCGCGAAAGUUCGAGGAAGUGAAGCUUGCUGAACAGACGGCCCUUGCCGUUGUGGAAAUGGAGAAGGCUAAGUGCAAAGCAGCUAUAGAAGCAGCUGAGGCGUCGCAGAAGUUGGCGGAGAUGGAAGCUCAGAGAAGAAGACAGGCAGAGAUGAAGGCAAAGAAAGAGGCAGAAGAGAAGAACCGGGCGUUGAAUGCUUUGGCACAUAAUGAUCUCCGGUAUAGGAAGUACACCAUUGAAGAAAUUGAAGAAGCUACGGAAAAUUUUGAAUCAGCGAAUAAAAUUGGUGAGGGUGGAUAUGGACCUGUGUACAAAGGCAAACUCGAUCACACGCCGGUUGCUAUCAAAGUUUUGAGACCUGAUGCUUCUCAAGGGAGGAAGCAAUUCCAACAGGAGGUUGAGGUCCUGAGCUGCAUUAGAUAUCCUAACAUGGUUCUCCUCCUUGGUGCCUGCCCCGAAUUCGGAUGCCUAGUAUACGAAUACAUGGAAUACGGAAGCUUAGAAGAUCGGUUAUUUAGAAGAGGUAACACCCCCCCACUUUCGUGGAGGAGACGGUUCAAAAUAGCUGCUGAAAUUUCAACAACACUUCAUUUCCUUCACCAAGCAAAGCCGGAACCCCUUGUACACCGUGACCUAAAGCCAGCAAACAUCCUAUUAGACCGGAACUUUGUAAGCAAGAUCGGUGAUGUCGGGCUAGCACGCUUAGUUCCAGCAUCUGUAGCAGACGAGGUGACACAAUACCACUUGACUGCAGCCGCCGGAACAUUUUGUUACAUCGAUCCUGAGUACCAACAAACUGGCAUGUUAACAACAAAAUCGGAUAUAUACUCGUUGGGGAUAGUACUACUCCAAAUCAUCACAGCCAAGCCUGCCAUGGGACUUGCUCACCAUGUUAGGAGGUCCAUCGAGAAGGGAACAUUUUCGGAGAUGCUUGAUCCAGCAGUGACCGACUGGCCAAUUGAAGAGGCUCUAGCGUUUGCUAACUUGGCAUUACAAUGCACAGAGCUAAGGAAGAAGGACAGGCCCGACCUUGGCACAGUUGUAGUGCCAGAACUUAUCCGGUUAAGAGACUUUGGAAGGACUGGUGACACUACUCCUCCCGGGUUCAGUGAUAGUCCAACUCCAAGCUCUGUGUCGCGUCCUUCCACAUCAAGAACAUCAACUACAAGUAGUCAGGAGCCACUGAAUAAGAGUAGCUCCAGGGUCGGAGUUGAAACAGAGUGCCGAAGUACAAAGAAGACGAAGACAAUUCAAAAGCACCCGUUGACGCGAGGAACGAAGGGCCGGAAAGCUAGUUACAAUUGAAGAAGCUGAAGGAGUGUUUGUAGAUAAUAGGAAACUGAUACCAGAAAAAAGAAAAAGUUGAUAUUCUUAGGCUUCGUUCACUGAUUGGUUUAAGCUAAUCUUUGGUGGGUUUGUGAUUAGUAAAUCAUUGUUCUUU
Messenger RNA from Malus domestica (apple), 2634 nucleotides. Its product is annotated as U-box domain-containing protein 35. Gene Ontology annotation, molecular function: protein kinase activity; ATP binding. Gene Ontology annotation, biological process: protein phosphorylation. NCBI's taxonomy places the organism in Eukaryota, Viridiplantae, Streptophyta, Magnoliopsida, Rosales, Rosaceae. The record is from RefSeq and is a predicted model, not a curated record.